CCUCUCUAACGACCCACCAUCUGCUCCUGUCAACCUCCUUCCGGCGCCUUCCCAUCGAACCGCGGCGGUCGCAUUGACGAACUCUUAACCCGCGACGACCCCCCAGCCUUUCGCACCAAAGACUUGACGAGCUUUUACGCGCGGCAAGGCUCGACUCCACCUUGACAUCACCGGACACGUUCCGUCGCGUCAGAUACGGCCUCCAACCUCACCUUUCCAUCCAGUGCCGCAGCAGCCGAAAACCAUCAACAUGUCUCACGAGGAGGACCUGAUCGAUUACUCCGAUGAGGAGCUCCAGCAAACCGAAGCCGUCGCGACGGGUGCGCCUGGCGCCGCCGCCAACGGCGAGCAGAAGAAGGGCGAGCUGACUGUCACCGGCGGCAGCGGUGAGAAGAAGGGUAGCUAUGUCGGCAUCCACUCGACCGGUUUCCGCGAUUUCCUCCUGAAGCCGGAGCUUCUGCGUGCCAUUACCGACUGCGGUUUCGAACAUCCAUCAGAGGUCCAGCAAGUCACCAUUCCUCAGGCCCUUGUCGGUUCCGAUGUGCUUUGCCAGGCCAAGUCCGGUCUCGGUAAGACGGCUGUGUUCGUCCUCGCCACUCUUCAGCAGAUUGAGCCUAUUGCCGGCGAGACCGCCGUUCUGGUCAUGUGCCACACGCGUGAACUGGCCUACCAGAUCAAGAACGAGUACGCUCGUUUCAGCAAGUACAUGCCGGAGGUGAAGACCUCCGUGUUCUACGGUGGUACUCCUAUGCAGAAGGAUAUGGAGGUCCUCGCCAACAAGGACACUCACCCUCACAUCAUCGUCGGUACCCCAGGUAGGCUGAACGCCCUGGUUCGCGAGAAGAAGCUGCGCCUUGGCAACGUCAAGAUCUUCGUUCUCGACGAGUGUGACAAGAUGCUCGACCAGAUCGACAUGCGCCGCGAUGUUCAGGAAAUUUUCCGCGCUACGCCCACCCAGAAGCAGGUUAUGAUGUUCAGCGCCACCCUUUCUAAGGAAACGCGCCCCAUCUGCAAGAAGUUCAUGAAGAACCCGCUCGAGUGCUAUGUCGACGAUGAGUCGAAGCUCACCCUUCAUGGUCUUCAGCAAUACUUCGUGAAGCUGGCCGAGUCGGAGAAGAACCGCAAGCUGAACGACCUGCUUGACACUCUGGAGUUUAACCAGGUCAUCAUUUUCGUCAAGAGCACCCAGCGUGCAACUGAGCUCGACAAGCUUCUGCGAGAGUGCAAUUUCCCCUCGAUUGCUGUUCACUCUGGUGUCAGCCAGGAGGAAAGAAUUAAACGCUACAAGGAAUUCAAAGAAUUCAACAAGCGUAUCUGCGUUGCCACCGACGUCUUCGGUCGCGGUAUCGAUAUUGAGCGCAUCAACCUGGCCAUCAACUACGAUCUUCCUGGUGAUCCCGAUUCCUACUUGCACCGUGUCGGCCGUGCUGGUCGUUUCGGUACCAAGGGUCUCUCCAUCUCGUUUGUCAGCAGCGAAGCGGACGAUGAGGUUCUUCACACAAUUGAGAAGCGUUUCGAGGUUCCCCUUCCGGAAUUCCCGGAGGGUGGCAUCGACGCUAGCACCUACAUGGCCCAGUAAGCGGCAGAGCGCGGGAUGCGUGGCGGUUCUAUGUGUUUUGGUAGCUUGGACGAUGGCCGACACAGCAGCAGCCUCUCGAUGCUAUCGGAUGAUUGCCAAAGCAAGCCAUCUACUACCGGUCAAAAGCUUUGGGCGUAGGGACUUUUGUAAUGGUUGCUUGUUUUUUCUUUUCGCCUUGCUGUACUCUACUCGAUGAAAAUGCGAAAUCAAUGGGAACGAAC
This is a messenger RNA of Aplosporella prunicola CBS 121167, 1800 nucleotides long. RefSeq lists its product as uncharacterized. The transcript is spliced from 5 exons. Gene Ontology annotation, biological process: mRNA export from nucleus; mRNA splicing, via spliceosome. Gene Ontology annotation, molecular function: RNA helicase activity; RNA binding; ATP binding. NCBI's taxonomy places the organism in Eukaryota, Fungi, Ascomycota, Dothideomycetes, Botryosphaeriales, Aplosporellaceae. The record is from RefSeq and is a predicted model, not a curated record. Bases 251 to 1579 code for a protein of 442 amino acids.